Molecule: messenger RNA, 792 nt
Organism: Lachancea sp. 'fantastica'
Lineage: Eukaryota; Fungi; Ascomycota; Saccharomycetes; Saccharomycetales; Saccharomycetaceae
Source: the annotation of a GenBank genome assembly
AUGUCCGACACCGAAUCCUUCAUAGAGUCCGAUCUCUUUGCAGAGCCAGAAGGCUACUACAAACCAGCUCCAGAAGCGCAUUUUGCCGACUAUGAAAGAACCAAUAUCCCAGAAAACUCUCAAAACAAGUCCAAGAGCGUCAAACUACGGCUAGUGGGCUCAUCGCCUCUUUGGGGACACUUGCUUUGGAAUGCAGGUAUCUACACAGCCCAAUAUCUCGACAAGCAUCCUGAGCUUGUACUCGACAAGUACGUCCUGGAGCUAGGUGCGGCUGCAGCACUGCCGUCAGUGAUUGCAGGUCUCAUUGGUGUGAAAAAAUGUGUUUCUACGGACUAUCCUGACGUGGAUUUGAUCCAAAAUAUCCAGCACAAUGUAAACCAUGCGCUUUACGAAGGCCAACCCGAUUUUGACCCUGCUACACGAGCUGUGGUGGUUGAGGGAUACAUAUGGGGAAAUAGCUACGAUCCAAUUACUCAACAUUUACCCUCAAAACAAUCCAAAUUCGAUUUCAUUAUCCUUAGCGAUCUCGUCUUUAACCACACAGAGCAUCUGAAACUUCUACAAACGACCAAGGACCUCUUAGCAUCAAACGGAAAAGCCCUGGUAGUGUUUUCGCCUCACAGACCCUGGCUUCUUGAAAGCGAUCUUCAAUUUUUUGAGACCGCAAAAGAAUUCGACCUCGUUCCAACCAAGAUCGACAUGGUCAAUUGGAAGCCCAUGUUCGAGGAAGACGAGGAAACCAGCGAGGUGAGAUCGCGGGUAUACUCGUACUAUUUAACGCAUAAAGCUUAA